Molecule: messenger RNA, 5966 nt
Organism: Hemicordylus capensis (graceful crag lizard)
Lineage: Eukaryota; Metazoa; Chordata; Lepidosauria; Squamata; Cordylidae
Product: zinc finger MYM-type protein 1-like
Exons: 2
Coding region: 926-3034 (702 amino acids)
Source: RefSeq, a predicted model, not a curated record
CCGUUUGCGAGCGGGAGGAGGGAGGGCGGUGGUGGUGAAAAGCCCCUCCCCUCCACUCCCUUUCAGUAUCGGCGGUCGCUGCCUCACCUUUCUCCAUUCAACUUACCCUGAGCUGAAGCUCUACUUCAUAUAAGAACUUACGUGGCUUUUACGACAUUUCCACCAAGCUUUACGGCGAAAGUUAAGGCUCCCGUCCUCUUAAAGGGGCAAACCGCUCAUUCUUCUAAACAAGCUCAAGCCCAACUCAGCUCCAGGGUGACUCCGCUUCUGAGGCACGCGCGGCUGAGCAGCAGGACAUCAGAGGCCCAGCCACCGUCGUACUGCAAGCGCAUACAAAGCUUCUGCGUGCAGUGGGAGCUUAUAGCUGUUUUGCCUAUUUUUCACACUCUUGGCCAAUUUUCGUUUCUUAUAAUUAAUCGAUUCAAAUGUGCCAUUCCUUUUUAUAUUACCAGCACCACAUAAUGAACGUAUGUAAACAAAGGUUUAAAUAUAUGUACAUUUAAAAUUGCGAUGGAGUGGACUUUAAUAUAAUUUUUGUUUAGUUUUUAUAAAGCCUGCAACAUUCUCAUCCAAUCAGAGGCAGGCAGAGAAAGCCAACCAAUCAGAGAGGCACUCGCUUGGAGGCGGGCACAGCGACUUGCAGGGGGCGAGCCCCAGGAACUGCACGUGGUUUUUUUGUGUAUCGGAGAGACGCUAAGGGACAAAGUUGGUCUUCCCGCGUUGAUUAUUAUAUGAAGGGAGCAUUCAGAAACGAUCCGUUUCUCUCCUGAAGCUGAACGAAGCCUGCAGGACACUCUCUACCUGGGCCUGGAAGCUGCUGCGGGUUGUCGGCGGGCCAAGAGGCGCAGAUUUUGUUGCUUUUCCCCGUCUCCGGAAUCCAGGUGAGGAGAGAUAGUCUUUCUUUAAGGAGCUCAGGGUGUUGAAGAUGAACACUGUAGAAGAACUUCUGCGAACUCCUUUCUGUAGGCUUACUUUGGAAGACAAGCUACAAGUCAAAGAGAUGGGACCAGAUAGGCCUGUUCUGACAUUCCAGCAGUCUACAAGUGACAGGGGGAGGAAAUACAGAAGAAAGUGCUGUGCAGGGUGGUAUGAUAGAAAGAACUGGCUAUGUGGAAGUGUUACAAAAACUGCAUUGUUCUGCUUUCCCUGUCUGCUGUUUGGGGGUGACCAGGUUUGGACCCAGACUGGAGUCAGGAGCUUAAAGCAUUUUGCCAGCAAGAUCAAGAAGCAUGAGGCAUCCAAGACUCACUUGAAGAACUGUGUGCAACUAAAAAUGUUAGGCAGACCAAAGAUAGUAAUGCAAUUGAAUGAACGCUAUAGUCUGUUGGUAAGAAAGCAUAAUGAAGAAGUUGAGAACAACAGAUACAUCCUUUCAAAAAUCAUUGCUUGUAUACUGUCCUGUGAUGCUUUUGAUUUGGCACUUCGUGGUUAUGAUAAGACUGAGGAGUCAACAAAUCCAGCAGUUUUCAGAGGACUGGUCAGUCUCAUGGCAUCCAUUAAGAUAGCCACAGAACGUCACCUGCAGUGUGCCACAGUAUUCAGAGGUCUGUCAAAGACAAUUCUGAAUGAACUGCUUGACUGCAUGUUGAUGGUGGCAAAGGACCACAUUAAACAGCAGCUGAAAAGUACUUGUUUUGCAGCAGUUCAAGUUGAUGACACAACAGAUGUGUCUACGUCCUGCCAAAAUGUACUUAUUUUCCGCUACAUCAGUGAGGACGGUUCUCUGGUGGAACGUUUCUAUGGAUUCACAGAGCUGGAAGAAUGUCGGGCUGAAACCAUUGCUGCAGCCUUGCUUCAGCAGCUGAAUGAGAUAUUCCCAGAGGAGACCGACAGGCAGAAACUCAUUAGUCAGAGCUAUGAUAUGGCAAGUGUGAUGCAAGGAGAUGACAGAGGAGUGCAAAUGAGAAUCCAUGAUAUGUUCCCCAAUGCCAAAUAUGUUCACUGCUAUGCCCAUCAAUUGAAUUUGGUGAUGCAAAAAGCAGCAUCCCAAAUUAAGGAAGUAAGGAUUUUCUUCUCAGACCUUUCAGCAUUCUCAGCAUUCUUUGUCUGCAGUGCAAAAAGGAAAGCAGCUUUGGAGGCAGUUGUGAAGAGAAGACUCCUUAAAUCAUCUCAGACAUGCUGGCAUUUCAACAUCCAAACAGUGAGUGUGGUGUUUGAGAAAAGACUGGAACUAAUUGAAUGUUUCAAGGAAAUAAGAACUUGGGAGUUUGAUCGCAGUGCAGUCCGUGAAGCCAGAGGCUUUCUGCAAAUGCUGGAAGAUGGUGAGUUCCUGUACUUCUUGUCCCUGUUCCACAGAGUAAUGCUUCAUGUGGAUAUCCUCCAUAGUCAACUCCAGGCAACAGCCGCUGGUUUUGUAGCAGUAAGGAAAGCUAUCUUGGACUUUGUGAGUGCCAUCAGUUCUGUCAGAAAUUCUAUUGGAAGCUUGUUUGUUGAGUUACCUCAGCAAUCACAGCUGCCCAGAGGCAAAACGAAGGCGACGUUGGAGCGAGUUGCAUCAGAAGUCUGUGAUAUCAUCAUUGCAGAUGCAAAGGAACGUUUUGCAUUCACCAGUCAUCUCGCAAGUGCAACGCUGGUACAGGGAAAUUUGUUUCCAGCACAUAACCAAAGAUUCCCACAACAGGCAUUUGAUGAAACUAUAGAUGCCUAUCCAGUACUUAAGAAGGAUAAACUUAAGACUGAGCUUUCCAUUUUGUAUAAGAGACAAGAAUUCUACUGUUGCAAGGAUGCUUCCACACUCCUGCAUGUGCUUUUGGAGAACACUGAUCUGGAGAACACUUUGGCGCAAACAGGGAGGUUACUGAGAAUCCUGAACACCACUCCAAUGAGAACAGCAGAAACAGAGAGGACAUGCUCCGCUCUGAAGAGAAUAAAGACUUUCUUGCAGAACACCUUACCAGAGGAAAGACGCGAUGCCUUGGCAAUGCUGUCCAUUGAAAAGUGGAUGAUUACAGAAAUUCCAGACUUUAGCCAUAGAACAAUUGAAUUGUUUGCAAGACAGAAAGAGCAUCGCCUCAACUUUCUUUUCAAAAAAUAAGUAGUGCUCCAAACAACUAACCAGAAGGUUGGGGCAGGAGGGGCUACAUCUUUUGUCCCAACGCAGAAACAAUUGUGAAGGCAUUCAACCAUUUUGAAGCAAAUCAAGACACUGUUCUUGAGUUUAGUUAGUUAAGUAAUUGUACUGUAUUACUUAAUUGUCCUUGGCAUUUUUUGUAAAGAAAGAUGAGGAGAAAACUGGAAUUAGUUGGCUCCGUCUGAUUUUAUCCAUGGAUCCACCUACCACUAGCUGCCCUGUACUCUGCCCCACCAGCUGCCGUUAUUUAAAUAAAUACAUGUGUGAAUGAACAAUGGGGAGCAUAACCUUUUAAAGCAUAUCAGCAAUGUGUAUUUAAGGUUGACAAACAGACAGAGCCUACUUCUUCUGGACAUAAUGGACUUUUAGCUGUUUAGCCUGACACUGCCAGCACCUGACCAACUGAAAGUUUCCCUGAUCAGUUAACAUUGCAGGACAUGGCUGCAGGGGGAAGCAGAAAAAGCCUUAACCACUACAGAGUGGGUAUAGGAAGCCACCACCACGCAUUAUUAGGGAAGCAUUCUUUGGACAUGAAUAUGUUGAGCUUGCCUAGGCAGACUGUGCUUUUAAGCAGUAGAUAACAAAUAAACAGGUUGCUUACCAGUAACAGGUGAUCUGGUAGUGGUUCCAACAUUCAUAAGUAGUGGGUUCUGCGCCUGUGCAGACCAGCCUCGGGCAGAAAUCGUUAGCUCCUCGCGACGCCUGCAACCGCCGCCUGCACAUGCAUGCAGUACCCUCUAGCGGCUGUUAGGCGUCCCUUCACUCAGUUUCUUGAUGACAGUCUCCAACUAUACUGAGAUGUAUAAUACCUUAGGCUGCAUAGUAGCUUGUGCCAAGUAGAAGCGGGGAUGGAUGGGCGGAUUUUAUGAAUGUUGGAACCACUACUAGAUCACCUGUUACAGGUAAGCAACCUGUUUAUCUGGAUAGUGGUUCCAGCAUUCAUAAGUAGUGGGUGAAUUACGAGCUGCCCUGAUGGUGGUGGGCCUUAGCCAAGCUACUGCAGCACCCGCUUGAGGACCGCCCGUCCAAACUCCGCUGCGGCUGCCAGCCUUAGCAUAUGCUCUCGUUGAGUGGGCCUUUACGGAGGCCAGAGGGGUGACGCCCUGCAGGUCAUACACGGUCUUGAUUAGUUCCACCAACCAAGAAGAUAGCCUUUGGUGUGAGGGUGAGUCUCCCUUCUUCUGGCCCUGCAGGAUAACAAAGAGACAUCUAGUUCUUCGCAUUAGGAAUGGCCUUUAGGUAGUAGAGCAACGCCGUAUGCACAUCCAGUGAGUGUAUCGCCCGCUCCAACGGAGUAGUUGGAUUAUGGAAAAAGGUCGGCAGAACAAUAUUGGUAUUCAGAUGGAAAUCCGUUAUAAUCUUUGGUCUAAAAUCAGGAUCCAGGCGCAUUACAACCCAGUCUGGGUAGAUUUUAGUGUAAGGCUCAUCAAUGGAGAGUGCGCCCAACUCACUCACGCGUUUAGCCAUUGUUAUUGCUACUAAAAAGAGAGUCUUCAGAGUCACAAGUCUUAGAGGUGCCUCCCCCAUUGGUUCGAAGGGAGGCUCCGUCAAGGCCGAGAGAACCAAGGAGAGGCUCCACUUUUCCACGGGUGAGCGCACUGGCAGGUACAAAUUGUUUAUCCCUUUCAUGAAUUCCUUACAGCUUGGGUGUGUGAAGAUGGUUUUGCUAUCCCAUCCAUCAUGGUAUGCAGAUAUAGCUGCCAAGUGGACUUUAAUAGAGACAUUAGCUAAACCUUCCUGUUUCAGUGAGGCCAGAUAGAGUAGCACAGAGUGAAGACUCGCCGCCUCUUGGCCUAUAGCCCCUAGAGGCUGCAACAGAGUGUCUUCCAUUAGAAAGACCUUUAGCCGCGCCGCGCGGUUUUUCAACGUCUGCUUGUUGAAAGUUUUGCAGACGGGACAUUCAAUGAUAUCAUGUCCCUCACCCAAGCAAAACAAACAUUGGGCGUGACCGUCUGUUGAGGGGAUCUUACUGCAGCAGUUGGAACACCUUUUAAAGGUGGUCUUUUCCUUUCCUAUUUUCCCUUCAGUAGCCAUUCUUUUUUUCCUUUUUUUUUUUUUUAAGAAGUGGUCGUUCGUUCCAAGGUCCGAUCAGGGAGAUAGUUAACCAGUCUGAAGAUCCAAGGGGGUUGUCAAAUGAAGUCCAAAAUCCGUAGGUUUGUUAAAUCCGAGAAAUCACCAAAUCCAAAGGGUAAGGCAAAGAAUUGUCGAAGUCUGAUUUGCGAGAGGUCAAAAUUUUCCAAGAAAAACACUGAUAAUCUGAGGAGCAAAGUUACCGAGGUCUGAUCGCUAUGGCGGUCAGAAAGAAACGGAGUGAAGGGGCGCCUAACCGCCACUAGAGGGUACUGCACGCACGUGCAGGCGGCGGUUGCAGGUGUCAUGAGGAGCUAACGAUCUCUGCCCGAGGCUGGUCUGCGCAGGCGCAGAACCCACUACUUAUGAAUGCUGGAACCACUAUCCGGAUCUGAUGGUUUUUUUCAUCUUACUUAAAAAUGCACUGCAAAUACAAGAAAGUGACGACAGUGCAGUAAUGAUUUUCUGCUUUGGAAGUUAAGAGGUUCUAACAUCCAAAUCCUGCAUCUUAAAUUGGCACUUAGCCAAAGAUUAAUUCUGUAAAAUGUAAUAUUGCUAUUGUAUUUAUUUUUUGUAUUUCCGUAUUUUUUUGCUUCAAGCAUAGCAUAACACCCACAUGAACUCCUUUGUUCCAAUCUUCUGCAGUCCCCCAAAGACAUUAUUUAGCCAGGUUUUUGAAGAGGAUUUGGAUGAUCUUGUCAGUUUUGCUCUGCUGUAAUUUAUGUCGUGUUAAAAUGCUUAACUGUUCUUUCUUUUUUCCAUGUUGUGGUUGGGUGUGAAGCCAUUUGGCAAAAGAUAGUUGUAUAAACAAUUUCACUAUAUUUAA